CCCACGCGCUGCUCGCGGCCCCGGCCAUGGGGCUGGGCGGAUCCGAGGCUCGGCCGAGCUGAGGCGGCGGCGGCCGUCUGCUCAGCUCGCUCGCCGUCGCCUGGCCCUCACGAUGAUGAAGAAAAAGAAGUUUAAGUUUAAGGUGGACUUCGAGCUCGAGGAGCUCUCCUCGGUGCCCUUCGUCAACGGGGUCCUCUUCUGCAAGAUGCGGCUGCUGGACGGCGGCAGCUUCACCGCCGAGUCCUCCAGGGAGGUGGUGCAAGCAAACUGUGUUCGCUGGAGAAAGAAAUUCUCAUUUAUGUGCAAGAUGAGUGCCAGUGCCUCCACCGGCAUCCUGGAUCCUUGUGUCUACAGAGUGUCUGUACGGAAGGAAUUAAAAGGUGGCAAAGCUUAUGCAAAGCUGGGCUUUGCAGAUCUAAACCUGGCAGAGUUUGCUGGAUCAGGAAAUACCACCCGUCGCUGUUUACUGGAAGGCUAUGAUACCAAAAAUACAAGACAGGACAAUUCCAUUCUUAAAGUUUUGAUCAGUAUGCAGCUGAUGUCUGGUGACCCAUGUUUUAAAACGCCUCCCUCCACAUCCAUGUCAAUUCCAAUCGCUGGGGAACCCGAGUCUCUGGAGGAGGAUAGAAAAGGCGGAGAGACUCUCAAAGUGCAUCUUGGAAUAGCAGAUCUUUCAGCAAAGAGUGCCUCUGUUCCAGAUGAACUUGGUGCCUGGGGACAUUCUAGAACAUCGAGCUAUGCAAGCCAGCAGUCCAAAGUAUCAGGGUAUAGCACAUGUCACUCCCGGUCAUCCAGUUUCUCCGAGUUCUGCCACCGAAGAAAUACCUCAGUGGGAAGUACAUCAACAGGAAUUGAAAGCAUUCUGGAGCCAUGCGAUGAAACUGAGCAAAUCCCAGCUGAACCAAACCCUGACCCAGCCGAUAAAGAAGAAGAAGCUCCUGAGAAACUCACCAGGUGCCCGGUGAAGCAGGAUUCUGUUGAGUCUCAGCUGAAGCGGGUUGAUGACACCAGAGUGGAUGCUGAUGACAUCGUGGAGAAAAUCCUGCAGAGUCAAGACUUUAGCCUCGAUUCCAGUGCAGAAGAAGAAGGACUGAGGUUAUUUGUGGGGCCUGGGGGAAGUACAACCUUUGGCAGCCAUCACCUUCCAAACAGGGUAGGAUCUGGAGCCUAUGAGCAGGUUGUGAUCAAACGCUAGAGGUGACAUCAACGGACAGAAGCUUCCCUGUGUAUGUGAGCUGUGGACAACAGGUGUUUCAAGGUGUUUUAGUCAAGCAUGUAAGAAAAAGGACGAAUCUGUUUUCAAAGUGAAGUUCAUCUGCGAAGAGGAAAGCAAUGCUGAUUCCUUCUCAAAGCCCCCUCCGCCAUCCUUUCCAAGACACUCACCUGCAGGGAAGCCUGUGAAUGGAGGGUGAAGGCCUGUCCUGCCUCAGCACCCAGUCUGCUUGUGCUUUCAAGGCACCCCAGGGGAAGAUGGCACUAGACACACCUGAGUGUGAUUGUGGUAUUCCAACAUGAAAAUCCAAGCCAGCGGUGCUCAACAGGUCGGGCUCUGUUUUUGAAUUUUACAUUUAAGAGACAGUAUGUGAAGUCAGUUUAAACCCAUAAAUGCUAUCAAAAUAAUUGUAAUUACUAUUAAGUAAAUCUUCCAUGUCCUGUUACCUAUAGCAUUGUACAAAGUAUAUUAACUCUUUUUAUGCAAUAAUUGGAAUAAUUGACAGGAAGUGGGUGUCAUGCUUUAGGAAAAUGUUGUAACUUAAACAUUUUAAAUACUUCAUAUCAGACAUAAGUCAAAUAUAACAGGUGUGUCCAGGUCUGAGACAGUUGGAUGGAAGGAAUGCUGUGACUGUGCGGCAUACAUUGUUCCUUCUCACUAAUAUUAGAUAAACUGCAAAAGCCACAGUAGCACUCCGUAAGAGUCAAGGUAAACUUAAUAGGUUAGGCAGGUUAGGCUACAUAGGCAGGCUAGGAGAAAAGCUGUUUCAUGAUCCAUUCAGUGCUAAGACUUGCUGGUCUCAGCAGUCAGAAGGGAAACUGUUAGAUGAUCAGAAAAAUGGCCCCCUUCUAAGGAAGCCAGACUUCCGUGAACUGACGCUUAGCCGUGCAGUGCUGAUGGACAGACAUCUGAGUGGCUGCUUGUGGCACUUCUCAUUUUCUUUACUGUCAGAUUUUGCGGUCUGAAGCCAGAGUAGACUGUAACAUACCUCUAAUACAGCCCUUUGGGUCUGGGUCCAUGGAAACAGCACAGCACAGAGCUGCAGUUUUUCUGGUUUUGGCAGUGCCCAGGUAGAGAGAGCUAAACUUCUCUUAGCUGAAAAGAAGCAGGAGGAGGUACAGAGCCAGCAAUGCCCCAGUCCUCACCUUCACAAUCAUGUCUGACAACACAAUAGGUCAGCACAGAAUGGAUCUUUUUAUGCUGACAAAGUAAGGACAGAGUUACAAUGUUUGAGUAUCCAGAUUGGAAAGUUUGGAAAAUUGAAAUUGUUCCCGUUAGAAUUUUUAUUUUAGUAUCUAAAGAAUUGGGUAGUCUACAUUAAUCCAAAACUAUUUUUACGAAUAGAUGCUGAUUUUAAAAAAUGACACCCUGUUUUAGAGUAUUUUGAAUACCAUGUUAAGAUAUAUUUGGAGACUGGGACAUUGACAUGAGCAUCUUUGCCAGGGAGGAAGUUAUCUAGAUAGGUGAGGGCAUGCUGUCUGUUUUCAAGUGAACUGAUCCAUUGUCUGUUACAGAAAGAUCAAAGAAAAAUUUAACUACAGACAAUGGGGAUAUUAUUUAGAGAGGUUUAGUCUGACAAUUUUAAAAGCAUAUUUUUCUAUUUUAAAAUAUAAUUUCUAAGCUAUGUUUUUAUUGGCACUUCUGCAAAUGAUUUUGAAUUCUAAAGAGGAUGAUAACGCUGGAUUGUGAGCAUGGUUCACUGAGACCACCCAUCAGACACACACAGGGUGCUGUAAUCAGGGCAGAGUGGCUGCCCUACUUAGCCUGGCUGCCCCUGGCCCUCUGUCUACACAAGAUUAGGUCUUGGUAUUUUAAAUGGUACAGAAUCCUUUUUUUUUUUUUUAGAAAAAUAAAAGGCGUGGGGCUGGGGAAUAUAGCUCAUGUUAGCCUAAACCACACAAAGCCUCAGUACAAAAACUGUGUGUGGUAGUGCACACCUGUAACCCCAGCACUUGGGAGGGGGAGGCAGGAGGAUCAGAUGUUCUAGGUCAUUCUUGGCUCCAUAGUGACUUAGGGGCCAAACUAGACUUAUGAUACCCUAUCUCAAAAAGGAAAAAUAAAAAUGUGAAGAGAUCUUACGCCUUUUUAAUUUUAGCAGCUACUAAAUAAUCAUUUAUAUAUUGUUAAGUAAUAAAAAAUCACUUAGUAAGUAGCAACAUUGGGUUGGAAGGCGAAAGACUAUCUGCGAUGCUAUGGUCAGCAGAAGUAUGGAUUCUCCUUCCCUAGAGUUCCGAGGUAUGUUCUGCAUUCGUAUUACAGUCCAGUCCUAUCAGAAUGUGAAGGGGUCCUCGAGUACCUGCCUUCCUACUCUUCACUUCCUACAGGGCAUCCACUGUCAGUCUGUCAGCCACAAGGCUAGUUUAAAAGCUGUUUGCCAGGUACUGUCUUCUUGUAACUCUGCUUUGAGUUUAGAAAACAAUAGGCUUGGAAAAGUAGAGGCUUAACAAAUUACUUUUUUAAUAUUUAGAUCACUUAGAGAAUUUUAGGUAUGAAUUGUUUUCUUCUUCUAUCCUAUAGAAAAGACCAACGGCACUCUUUAAAGCUAGUGUUUGUGGUGAGAAGAAAACAUCUAAACAUCUAAGAUGGCACAGGCCAGUCAGGAGCACUCCUGCCACAGGCUGUGAAGUGUAGGAAAAGGCAGGGAAGGCCCUGAGGCAUCGGUUUACACUUGAGUGUGGGCUCCCUCUUGUGGUGGUAUUGAAGGCUUCUGAGUACAAACAACUAAUGUAGAUGAACACCUUUGAUGGUAAAGUCUUGACCAACAACCCUAAAUCCUCCAUCUCAUUCCAGCGUAAACCCAUGAGAAUAAUAUCCAAACUAGACUCUUCUGUACAUGGUUUUUGUUUUUCAUUUUGUUGUUGUUGUUCUGUUUGUGUAAAACUGUGAGCCACAGAAGUUGACCACUUAACUCCUUUGUUACUAAAAGGAAAAAAAAUAUCUUCAACUAAUCUCCAUUCAAAACAUAUUCAAAUCCAGGGUCACACCUGUAAGCCCAGUAUUGGGAGGCUGAGGCAGGAGGAACUAUGAGUUCAAGGAUAACCUGGGUUACAGGAUCUACUGAAGUUCAAGGGCAGUCUGGGCUCCAAGGUAGUCAUGAGCCCAAAAUGAGGCCCUGACUCAGAAAACUUCUUUUUUAAUCAGGCAGCACUGAGUUUUGAUGUCAAAGCAUCCAGAGGCAAUUCCAGACUCUCAGAUUUCCAUGUUAAUUAACCACUUUUGAAGCAUAAACUGACAGUUUCAUAAACUAUUUCACUGAAGGCUUCCAUGUUUAACUCAAAUCUCCGAGAGACGCAGUGAGCUCAUAUGACGGGAUUGUUUUGUUUUCUUCACAAGUCUUUCCUCUGGGCAUUUCAGAAAUUCAGUUCUUUUAGAUGGUACGUCUUGUGAAUAUAAUCAAGUAGGGUAGCUGAGACUGUUAGGUCACUGUUUAUACUGGCUUAGUUAGGUACUGUGCAUAAUGUUAGUAGUUGAGCUGUAGGGAUGAAAUAUUUCUGUAGUAAGCCUAAGUUAAGAAUGCCCUGGAAACAAGGCCUUAUUCCCUUCUCCAUGUGACUUCGUCAGAAUAUGUAUACACAAACUAUUUUAGAUGGUAAUAUGGGUGGUCUCUCCAUACAACAAAAUUGAUUUCAAAAAAAUCUGAUUUACAAUGUGUUCUGUAUUUUUAAAUAUGUAUGUUUAUCUUAUAUAAGUCUUUCACCAAUAUUCAUUGGCCAAUUCAAUGUAAGGAAAGACAGACUAUAGAAGAAUUUGAUUAAUGUUGACAAUAUGUCUUGAGAAUUACCUUCUUCUACAUUAUUUAAUCAUUUGGAGGUUUACCCAGUGUUUAUGAAAUGUGUUAUUAGUAGCUGAGGAAUAGCUCGGCAGUAAGGAACUUCCCAGCAUGUGCAAGACCUGGGAUUGGUCCUCAGUGCUGAAAAAAAGAAAAUGAAGUGAUUCCAUCAGUAUUCUGUUCUAAUACUUGGAGAAUGACCUUCAUAUUUAUAUAUUGUAUGUCUUAUGUUUUAACUAGACAGUGAUAAAAAUCCAGGAAAUGUUUUAUAACAAAAUAAAGUUUUGUUUGUAAAAUGUUUGUAAUAAUGUAAAAGUGGAUCUUAUACAUGUUAAAUAAAAGCAGUAUCUCAAAGGUC
Mesocricetus auratus (golden hamster) is the source of this 5340-nucleotide messenger RNA. It is a transcript of the gene Eeig2, whose product is annotated as family with sequence similarity 102 member B. The record is from RefSeq and is a predicted model, not a curated record. The transcript is spliced from 11 exons. NCBI's taxonomy places the organism in Eukaryota, Metazoa, Chordata, Mammalia, Rodentia, Cricetidae. The coding region runs from base 113 to 1195 and encodes 360 amino acids.